Messenger RNA from Heterobasidion irregulare TC 32-1, 3197 nucleotides. RefSeq lists its product as uncharacterized. The coding region runs from base 32 to 2389 and encodes 785 amino acids. Gene Ontology annotation, cellular component: mitochondrion; cytosol. Gene Ontology annotation, molecular function: 4 iron, 4 sulfur cluster binding; aconitate hydratase activity. The transcript has 9 exons. NCBI's taxonomy places the organism in Eukaryota, Fungi, Basidiomycota, Agaricomycetes, Russulales, Bondarzewiaceae. The record is from RefSeq and is a predicted model, not a curated record. Gene Ontology annotation, biological process: tricarboxylic acid cycle.
CACAUCGCCGUCGUCGUCGUCCCCAGCGACGAUGCUCAACCUCACCUCACGCACAGCCCAUGCGUGGCGCUCUGCGCAGCGCCUCGCGGCAGGCAUGGCCACUGCCGUAGAGGGCAAGAUUGGCGACACAAAGGUCCCCAUGUCUCUCCUCGAGAAGGGCGCCUUCAUCAACUACCAGCGCAUCGAGGACAACCUUGCCAUCGUCCGCCAGAGGCUGCAACGCCCCUUGACGCUCUCCGAGAAGAUACUAUACGGCCAUCUUGACGACCCUCAUAACCAGGACAUCACCCGCGGUGUUAGCUACCUCAAGCUCCGCCCAGACCGAGUAGCUUGCCAGGAUGCGACUGCUCAGAUGGCCCUUCUCCAGUUCAUGUCGGCUGGCAUGGACACCGCUGCCGUCCCCACCACCGUCCACUGCGACCACUUGAUUGAGGCGCAGAUCGGCGGUGUCAAGGACUUGCAGCGUGCCAAGGAAAUCAACAAGGAGGUGUACGAUUUCUUGGCCACGGCUACCGCAAAAUACGGUCUCGGUUUCUGGAGACCCGGCUCUGGUAUCAUUCAUCAAAUUAUUCUCGAAAACUACGCAUUCCCUGGUGGUCUUAUGAUCGGUACCGACUCGCACACCCCCAACGCCGGCGGUUUGGGUAUGAUUGCGUGUGGUGUUGGCGGUGCCGACGCUGUUGACGUCAUGGCGGAUAUCCCUUGGGAACUCAAGUGCCCCAAGGUUAUCGGUGUUAACCUCACAGGCAAAAUCAGCGGCUGGACGACUCCCAAGGACGUUAUUCUCAAGGUGGCGGGUGUCCUCACGGUCAAGGGCGGUACUGGCGCGAUUGUUGAGUACAAGGGCGCUGGUGUCGAAAGCCUCUCUUGCACUGGUAUGGCUACGAUCUGCAACAUGGGUGCUGAGAUUGGCGCGACGACUUCAUUGUUCCCUUUCAACCACCGUAUGACCGACUACCUCAAGGCCACCAAGCGCGCUGACAUCGCUGCGUACGCGCAGCGGUUCUCGCACAACCUCCAGGCUGACAAGGACGCCGAGUACGACCAGGUGAUCGACAUCAACCUCUCCGAGCUCGAGCCUCACAUCAACGGUCCCUUCACUCCCGAUCUUGCCACCCCGAUCUCCAAGUUCAAGGACGAGGUCGCGAAGAACGGCUGGCCCUCAGAGCUCAAGGUUGCCCUCAUCGGCUCGUGCACCAACUCGUCGUACGAGGACAUGUCCCGCUCUGCGUCGAUCGCCCGCGAGGCUGCCGAACACGGUCUGGCUACCAAGUCCAAGUUCACGAUCACUCCCGGUUCGGAGCAGGUCCGCGCUACCAUUGAGCGCGACGGUCAGAUUGAGGCGUUUGAAAAGUCCGGUGGCCUUGUCCUUGCCAACGCUUGCGGUCCCUGCAUCGGUCAGUGGGACAGGAAAGACGUGAAGAAGGGCGAGAAGAACUCGAUCAUCACCUCGUACAACCGUAACUUCACCGGCCGUAACGACGCGAACCCCGCCACGCACGCCUUUGUCGCCUCCCCCGACAUCGUCACCGCGAUGGCCUUUGCCGGCGACCUCAGCUUCAACCCGCUCACAGACUCUCUCAUUGGCGCUGACGGCAAGCCCUUCAAGUUCACCGAUCCCUCCGGCCACGAGCUCCCUCCGCGCGGCUACGACCCUGGCCAGGACACCUUCCAGCCUCCUCCCGCUGACCGCGCGUCCGUCCAGGUUGCCGUUGACCCCAAGAGCGACCGUCUCCAGCUCCUCUCUCCAUUCAAGGCAUGGGAUGGCAAGACUCCCGAGAACCUCCCCGUUUUGAUCAAGGUCAAGGGCAAGUGCACGACGGAUCACAUUUCGGCUGGUGGACCGUGGUUGAAGUACCGUGGACACCUUGAGAACAUUUCCCAGAAUUGUCUUAUUGGUGCGAUCAACGAGGAGAACGGUGAGGCCAACAAGAUCAAGAACCAGAUCACCGGCACCUGGGGCCCCGUCCCGACCGUCGCUGCUGAGUACCGCGAGAAGGGCAUCAAGUGGGUCGUCGUCGGCGACCACAACUACGGCGAGGGCUCGUCGCGUGAGCACGCUGCACUAGAGCCGCGCUUCCUUGGCGGUCUCGCGGUCAUCGUGCGCUCGUUCGCGCGCAUCCACGAGACGAACUUGAAGAAGCAGGGCAUGCUCGCGCUCACGUUCGCGGACCCGGCCGACUACGAAAAGGUGAAGCCGAGCGACCGCGUGGACAUCCUCGGGCUCGAGAGCUUCGCGCCCGGCAAGAGCCUGACGCUGCGCUUGCGCCACGAGAACGGCAACAGCGAGGACAUUGAGCUGCUGCACUCAUUCAACGAGGGCCAGAUCGGUUGGUUCAAGGCCGGCUCGGCGCUGAACUUGAUGGCAGCGAAGGCAAAGGGCCAGUAAAUGCACGAUCCGUCUUCCUACAGAGACGGCUCGGCGCUGGCUUUCUUUCUUCCUUCCUCUCUUAGAAUCGAGUGUGCCAGAACGGGCUCAGUUUCAUCUCUAUCAUCCUACACACUCAUGACCGCACGAUCGCGCAUUCGCAACCCUCAUCCAUCCUCCCUUCAUCCAUCCACUCACUGACUCGCGACCCUAUCACCUGCAUCGCAUUCGAUCGCAUCGUAAUGUACACAACAAAGACACGGACGGGUAGACGGACGGACGGACGGACGGACGGGGAAUUUGAUCUGAAUUGACUCUGAAUCGACGACAGGACGACGACGACGACGAUGAAGGCGCAGCCGCCGCUGUUGGGCGCGCGCGUACACGCCAGCCAGUGUCGCUUGGCCUCUCUGAGAGACGCGUGGAAACGAAGGGCGGGCAGCCCGUGGAGGUCGCUCUUCUAUUCUCUGUUCUGUCCUGUCCUGUUUUCGUCUGGUCGAUCGGUUUGGAUCCUGUGCUAUUCUGCUCUGUCUGGUUUUCCUAUCCUCUUUUAUUCUUGACUCGUCUUUUUUUUUCAAACCGUCGUUCCCAAGGACCCAAUCUCGUCUCUCUCGUUUGUCAGUCCAUUAUCAGUCAGUCAACCGGUCGGUCGGUCUUCUUGCGUUUGUGUAGAGUACUCGUAUUUGUCGCUACAAGUAGUGGGUCGCGUUUGGUUAUGCAUUCGUGUGUGAUCGAUGUUUGACGGCGAGAGAAGGCAGGUGAGCGUGCGUGCGUGGGCGGUUGAAUGACGAGUUGUGAUUGGGUGUUAUUAAAUCCGCAUUUAAGAUUU